AUGCGCCGCAACGCGCUGGCCGUGACGGCUGUCGCAUCCGCGGAGGGCUCCGGGCCCGCGACUCGCGAGGGCGGCCCUCGGGCGCGCGACCAGGAGCGGCGCCGGCGCCUGUUCAGCAGCGGAGGGUCCCUCGACGAAGAGGCACCCCGCAGCCCCGCGUCUGAGCGGCAGCAGUGGCAGCAGCAGGAGCGCGGCGGCAGGGGCUUCAGCAGAGGUGCCGGCGGCAGGGGUGGCAGGGGCGGCAUUGGCGGCAGGGGCGGCAGGGGCCGUGGCCGCGGCCACGCGCGCGGUAGCACCUUGGAGGGCAUCGGCGACGGCGGUUAUGAUGGCGGCGACCGCGGCGAUGGCGGCGACCGCGGCGAUGGCGGCGAUCAAGCCCCAAUUUCGGAUGAGGUGUUGAGCAUGAUCGGCACGCCUUCGCCCCGGAGCAACGGCGGCAGG
This is a messenger RNA of Monoraphidium neglectum, 441 nucleotides long. RefSeq lists its product as hypothetical. The annotation marks the transcript as partial. The transcript has a single exon. Lineage: Eukaryota; Viridiplantae; Chlorophyta; Chlorophyceae; Sphaeropleales; Selenastraceae. The record is from RefSeq and is a predicted model, not a curated record.